Messenger RNA from Erinaceus europaeus (western European hedgehog), 7872 nucleotides. It is a transcript of the gene DENND4C, whose product is annotated as DENN domain containing 4C. Lineage: Eukaryota; Metazoa; Chordata; Mammalia; Eulipotyphla; Erinaceidae. Bases 460 to 6327 code for a protein of 1955 amino acids. The record is from RefSeq and is a predicted model, not a curated record. Gene Ontology annotation, biological process: regulation of Rab protein signal transduction. Gene Ontology annotation, cellular component: cytoplasmic vesicle. The transcript is spliced from 33 exons. Gene Ontology annotation, molecular function: protein binding.
CCCCCGCUGCAGGAGAGGGAGGGGGAAAGAAAAGUGCUGUUAGGAGGAAAGGGGCGGAAGGAGAAGAAAAAAAAAGAAAAGAAAGAAAAAGGGAACAGAAACAUGGCCGUCAGCCGUCGGGGCGGCCGCGCCACGGGUUACUCCUAGGCGACCCGCGGACAGCAUUGUCCGGUUUCGGGUGAGCCGGCGCCCCGGAGGGCUCGAGCUCCGGGCCGUUACCCCUUGCUGCAGGCAGCGCCCCUCGGGACCCAGCCUGUGAAGCCGCGCAGGCGCAGAUCGGCCGUGGCGGCCGCGGCGGCCGCAGGAGCGAGUCUCCCCCUCCCACCUCCCCCCCCACCCCCCGUCCGGCACAGCUGAGGGCGUCCAGGCCGCGAAGCCGGCGCUUUCAUGCUCCAGGAAGGGGCCGUGUUCGGGUGGCGCUGAAGGAAGAGCCCCGCGGCAGGAAAUAAAAUAACAGCCAUGUUAGAAGACAAAGGGCCAAGAGUGACCGACUACUUUGUUGUAGCAGGUCUCACUGAUACAUGCACUCUUUUGGAUCAAGAAAUAAAUCGUUUGGAUACCAAGUCAACUGGACCGAAAGCUCCAAUUACAGACAUUGCAAUUAUUAUCAAAUCAGCUGGGGAAACAGUACCUGAAGACUAUACCUGUGUUGAAACCACUCCAUCAGCUCUCCAGGCAAACUUGAACUAUGGAAGUCUAAAAAGCCCAGAACUUUUUCUCUGUUAUAAAAGAGGGAGAGAUAAACCACCCCUUACUGACAUUGGAGUUCUAUAUGAAGGCAAAGAAAGACUUAUUCCAGGAUGUGAAGUGAUCCAAGCCACACCCUAUGGUCGCUGUGCCAAUGUCAACAAUAGUUCAACCACUUCACAAAGAAUCUUUAUCACUUAUCGAAGGGCUCUUCCAGUUCGACCCCAGAAUUCCUUGGCUGUAACUGAUAUUUGUGUUAUUAUAACUAGUAAAGGAGAAACCCCUCCUCAUACUUUCUGCAAAGUUGACAAAAACUUAAAUUGUGGAAUGUGGGGUUCCAGUGUGUUUCUUUGUUAUAAGAAGUCUGUGCCUGCUUCUAAUGCAAUAGCAUAUAAAGCUGGUUUGAUUUUCAGGUAUCCAGAAGAUGACUAUGAAUCAUUUCCACUCUCAGAAUCUGUACCUCUCUUCUGCCUUCCUAUGGGAGCUACUAUUGAAUGUUGGGAUCCCCAAACCAAAUACCCACUCCCAGUUUUUUCAACUUUUGUCCUGACAGGCUCUUCUGCUGAAAAGGUAUAUGGAGCUGCUAUCCAGUUUUAUGAACCUUACCCUCGAGAACUGCUAACAGAGAAGCAGCUUAUGCAGCUUGGCCUGCUGACACCUGUGGAGAAAAAAGCCAUCACCAAAUCCAUCAAUUCGAACAAAUGCAUUUGUUUACUUUCACACUGGCCAUUUUUUGAAGCUUUUAAAAAAUUUCUCAUGUUUAUCUACAAACUUUCUGUGUCUGGACCACAUCCUCUUCCUAUUGAAAAGCACAUUUCACAUUUCAUGCACAACAUAUCUUUUCCUUCACCACAAAGACCAAGAAUUCUUGUACAGCUCUCAGUCCAUGAUGCCUUAAUAUUAUCACAGCCAGUUUCUACACCUUUACCACUGAGUGGAGCCAACUUUAGCACCUUGCUAAUGAAUCUAGGUCCUGAGACUUGUGCAACGCUGCUGCUCUUUGUUUUACUUGAGAGUAAGAUUCUGCUGCAUUCCCUUAGGCCAGCUGUGUUGACUGGAGUAGCCGAAGCUGUUGUAGCUAUGAUCUUUCCGUUUCAGUGGCAGUGCCCGUAUAUUCCUCUUUGUCCUCUCUCCCUGGCGGCUGUACUCAGCGCACCUUUGCCUUUUAUAGUUGGAGUUGACUCAAGGUAUUUUGAUCUUCAUGACCCACCACAAGAUGUUGUUUGCAUUGAUUUGGAUACAAACAUGUUAUAUGUAUCAGAUGAAAAGAAGGCCAUGAACUGGAAACAACUUCCAAAAAAACCAUGCAAAAAUUUGCUUAGCACCUUGAAGAAAUUGUAUCCCCAGCUCUGUUCAGUUCACCGAAAAACACAAGAUGGCUCAGCGAUUGAGAUGACUCCAAUUGAAGCAGAUUUCUCUUGGCAAAAGAAGAUGACACAGCUUGAAAUGGAAAUUCAAGAGGCAUUUUUGCGUUUUAUGGCAUCUAUUUUAAAAGGAUAUAGAACAUAUCUCAAACCAAUUACAGAGGCUCCUUCAAAUAAAGCCACUGCUGCUGAUUCAUUGUUUGACCGACAGGGAUUUUUAAAAAGUCGAGAUCGUGCCUAUACAAAAUUCUACACUCUUUUAUCCAAAACACAGAUUUUUAUACGUUUCAUAGAAGAAUGUAGUUUUGUAAGUGAUAAAGAUACUGGGCUGGCAUUUUUUGAUGACUGCAUAGAAAAGUUGUUUCCUGAUAAAGGCACAGAAAGAACAGAUAAGGUUGAUUUUGACUCAGCAGAAGAUACAAAAUUAAUAGAGCUAGAUGAUUCACAGAAAAGUGAACAUACCGUAUUCAUAAUGCCACCAGAACCACCUCCUGAUGAUGGGAAGGACCUCUCACAAACGUACAGUUACACAUUCUUUCCAAGACUGGACCUUAAGCUUUUUGACAGACCACAGGAGUUGAAACUUUGUUUUAGUAGGCAUCCUACUGGGAAUAGCAUUACAAACAGUCCAUCUCUCAUGGCUAAGAGAACUAAACAGGAGAUAAAAACAGCUCAUAAGUUGGCGAAGAGAUGUUAUAUGAAUCCACCUCAAUGGGCCAAGUUUCUCUUCAGUUAUUGUUAUAGUUUAUGGUUUAUUUGUCUCCCAGCCUAUGUUAGAGUUUCUCAUCAUAAGGUCAGAGCACUUCAGCAGGCAUAUGAUGUCCUUAUUAAGAUGAGAAAAACGGAUGUGGAUCCACUAGAUGAGGUGUGCUAUCGAGUAGUAAUGCAGCUUUGUGGACUUUGGGGUCAUCCUGUGUUAGCAGUAAGAGUCUUAUUUGAAAUGAAAACUGCUAAGAUAAAACCAAAUGCUAUUACUUAUGGUUAUUAUAAUAAGGUAGUUUUGGAGAGCCCAUGGCCUAGCAGUACCCGCAGUGGUAUCUUCUUAUGGACGAAGGUACGGAAUGUGGUACGUGGCUUGGCACAAUUUAGGCAGCCACUUAAAAAGACUGUGCAAAAGUCACAGGUCUCUUCAAUAUCAGCGCCUCAGAAUGCCACAGGUGGAAGUGAUGGGGACACGGUGAGCCACGGUAGCGUGGAUAGUUCUAAUGAUGCUAACAAUGGGGAGCACACAGUCUUCGUCAGAGAUUUAAUCAGUUUUGAUUCCAUUGAUAAUCACUCUAGUACAGGUGGUCAGUCUGAUCAAGGCUAUGGAUCUAAGGAUGAACUUAUAAAGGAUGAUGCAGAAAUCCAUGUGUCUGAGGAACAAGUAGCAAAAGAACUGAUAACUAAAAUAACAGUGCAAACAGAAGAGGUGUGUGAUGUUUCUGCUGCUGUGACAAAACAUUCACAAUCUAGUGCAGAGUCACAGAGCCCUGCUGAGUCCCCCGGCUGGGGCAGCAGUAUUGUGAAAGUUCCAUCUGGUAUAUUUGAUAUCAAUGGCAGGAAAAAUAGCACUGGUAGUACAUCAAAUGUGCUGUUUUCUUCUCAAGAUCCAGUUGAAGAUGCAGUUUUUGGUGAAGUUACUAAUCUCAAGAAGAAUGGUGAUAGAGGAGAAAAAAGACAAAAGCAUUUUCCAGAGAGGAGUUGUAGCUUUAGUUCUGAAAGUCGAGCGGGAAUGCUACUUAAGAAGAGCAGCUUGGAUUUGAAUUCAAGUGACGUAGCUAUCUUGAUGGGAGCAGAUGCCAAGAUUCUCACAGCAGCACUGACAUGUCCUAAGACUUCUCCACUUCAUAUUACAAGGACUCAUAGUGUUGAAAGUGCUAGCUGUCAUCAAGUUGAUACUAGGACUCGGAUUUCUGAAAGCAUGUGGGAUUCUGACCACAGAUCUUCCAUGUUAGAGAUGCUUGAGGAAAGCCAAGAGCCCCUAGAGCCUAUGGUUGAUGACAAUGAAACUGAAACUACUAUGACAAAGGGUACACAUGUCAGUCUGCAAAAUAAUAGUAACAGUAAUCAGUCCACAGACUUUAAGGCAGAAUCCAAAGAUCUAGUAAAUAAUAAGAGAAAUAGUUUAUAUGGUGUUGCUAAAGCAGUUGAGAGGGAAGAUGUUGAAACUGGGUUAGACCCUUUGUCUCUCUUAGCCACUGAAUGUACAGUAGAAAAAUCAUCUGAUUCUGAAGAUAAGUUUUCUCCAGUUAUUGCACGUAAUUUAGCUGAUGAAAUUGAAAGUUACAUGAAGCUAAAAAGUCCCCUUGCCAACAAGUCUUCCAGUAUGGAAUUACAUCGGGAGAGAAACAGAGAAUCUUAUACUCCCACUGCAGUUGUUCACCCAUUAGAAAGGAGAUCAAGCCUACCUUUAGAUCAUGGGCCACCAACACAGGAAAAUCCUGAAAGUGAAAACAGCUCCCCUACAGUAUCCAGAUCUAAAACUUUCAUUGCACAUUUCAAGCAACAAACUCCCCGGACUCAUAAAGAUCGCUCGAGUUCUUUAUCAGCACUGGUGCGUUCUUCACCACAUGGCUCACUGGGUUCGGUGGUAAAUUCUUUGUCAGGAAUAAAGCUGGAUAAUAUACUCUCUGGACCCAAGAUAGAUGUACUAAAAUCCAGUAUGAAACAGGCAGCAACAGUAGCCAGUAAGAUGUGGGGAGCUGUAUCAUCUGCCUAUAACUAUUCUGAUGAUGAGGAGGAACCUAAUAAAGAUUACAGCUUCCCAGCUGGCCUCGAAGAUCAUAUUUUGGGGGAGAACAUAUCAGCUAAUACAAGUAUCUCAGGGUUGGUCUCCAGUGAACUUACUCAGAGCAACACAAGCCUUGGGAGUAGCAGCAGUGGUGAUGUGGGAAAACUACAGUAUGCAACAGGUGAAUUUCCGUUUUCAAGAGGCAUAAAAGGACAGGACUUUGAAAAAUCAGAUCAUGGUUCUUCUCAAAACACCAGCAUGUCUAGCAUCUAUCAGAAUUGUGCAAUGGAGGUUUUGAUGUCAAGUUGUUCACAGUGUAGAGCUUGUGAAACUUUAGUUUAUGAUGAAGAAAUCAUGGCUGGCUGGAUGGCAGAUGGUUCAAAUUUGAAUACAACCUGUCCAUUCUGUAAAAGCAAUUUCUUGCCUCUUCUCAAUAUAGAAUUUAAAGACUUACGAGGCUCUGCAAGCUUUUUCCUGAAACCAAGUACCUCUGGUGACAGUUUACAAAGUGGCAGCAUCCCUUUGACAAGUGAACCUUCAGAGCACAAAUUUGUUGUCAGUUCAGCAGAACCUGACUUGAUCAACCUUAUGGAUUUUCUAAAACUUAACCAGACCAUAACUGAAGAAACAAGCUCUACAGUUGAAUCAAGUGAUGAAAUAAAGAAAGCCAGUGGAGAUGCUCAAACUAUGAAAAAUUCACCUGUACCUAACAGUUUAUCAAAGCGAAAUAUUUCUUUGACUCGAAGUCACAGUAUUGGAGGUCCCUUGCAAAAUAUUGACUUUUCGCAGCAACCAUUUCAUGGCAUCUCAACAGUUAGUCUUCCAAACAAUCUACAAGAAGUUGUGGAUCCUUUAGGAAAAAGACCGAAUCCUCCCCCUGUCUCUGUGCCCUACUUGAGCCCUCUAGUGCUUCGUAAAGAACUUGAGUCAUUGCUAGAAAAUGAAGGUGAUCAGGUGAUUCACACAUCUUCUUUCAUCAAUCAACACCCUAUUAUUUUCUGGAACCUCGUUUGGUAUUUCAGACGUCUGGAUCUUCCAAGUAACUUGCCAGGACUUAUUCUUACAUCUGAACAUUGUAAUGGAGGUGUACAGCUUCCACUAUCAUCUCUGUCCCAGGACAGUAAACUUGUGUAUAUUCAGCUGUUAUGGGAUAAUAUCAACCUCCAUCAGGAACCAGGAGAGCCUCUAUAUGUCUCAUGGAGGAAUUUUAAUUCUGAAAAAAAAUUGUCUCUCCUAUCUGAGGAACAGCAAGCAACAAACACCUUAGUGGAAGCCAUCAGACAGAGUAUUCAACAUAAUGAUGUUCUUAAGCCCAUCAGUUUGCUUUCUCAGCAAAUGAAGCCAGACAUGAAAAGACAAAGGAGUUUAUAUAGAGAAAUUCUCUUCUUGUCAUUAGUCUCUCUUGGAAGAGAAAAUAUUGAUAUUGAGGCUUUUGACAAUGAAUAUGGAGUUGCAUAUAAUAAUCUAUCUUCAGAGAUUCUUGAGAAGUUGCAGAAUAUUGAUGCUCCACCAAGUGUCCGUGUGGAAUGGUGCAGGAAGUGUUUUGGAGCGCCUCUCAUUUAAAGAGAUUCCUUAGAAUUUUGGCAGAACUCUGGAGAAAUAGAAUUCAAAGAUUUUCCCAAAUCCUAAGAACUGAUGAAAACUAAAAUGAAUUCUUAGGACAAUAAGCAAUGAAAUGCAGUUCACAUUGAGUCAUCUCACAAUGUAAAAACACCACAGGGUUGAAGCUUUUCAGCUUAUUUAUAUGCCUCUGCUAGAAUUUUCGUACUAGUUUGAGAAACCAAUAUUCAUCCUUAGCAUUUCGUUGAAAUCUACUGGGUUUGGAGAAAGGCAAAAUUAAACUUGUCUAACCCCAAAACAAAUGAAUUAACUCAAUUAUAAGAGCAAGUAUUUGUGUGUACAUAUGUGUGGCUGUAUAGCUAUGUUUAAAUACAGUCAUAAGUGUAUUUAUUAAAACUCUUAGGUUACAUGUUAGUUUUCACAAAGGGGUCUCAAAUGACUACUACUAAACUCAGCUGAAGUAACCAUGAAACUACCAGUAAGUCUGAUGACAGUUGCCUCUGACUUUAAAUCUUUACACUUGAUUUAAUUAACUUGCAUAAUGAGUGAGUGUCACCUACCCAGUAGAAUGCUUCUUUGUAGUGUCAAUAUUGGAACAAACUAAAUCAAUUUAAGUUACAAAAUUAGAAUUUGUUUAGAAUGCUGUAGUAGUCUUUGGACCUAAGUUGUACAGGCACAUACUUUGUAGUCAUUGGUUACUCUUUAAACCUGUGGGAUGAACUUGCACUGCAGUUUUAUUCUUGUAUAAUUUUAGAUUUAUAUGCUUGUGAGUAAAAAUGCACAUUUGUAAAUAGUUUUUUUAGGUUGAAUCAAUUAAGUCUAAAACUUAGAACUUGCUGCCUAUAUAAGGUUGAAGAAAAUCAUGACCUCACACAACCUCAGACAUCAUGCCUUUCACUAAAAAUAUCCCUUAGGAACAGUUUGCCUUAACUUGGCCUGGUUUUAAAAGCCAUUUCUGUGUACUUUUAUGCAGAUGACUAAAUCAGUUCAUCAAGCUUUUUAAGGUGGUAGUUAGUACAUGUACAUGUCCACUCUACCAGGUAUCUUUUAAAAACUACCAGUCUUGGGCCCAGGUGGUGGCGCACCUGGUUAAGCACACACAUUACAGUGUGCAAGGACCUGAGUUCGAGCCCCUGGUCCCCACCUGCAGGAGGAAAGCUUUACAAGUGAUGAAGCAGGGCUGCAUUUUUCUCUCCCUAUCACCCCAUUCCCUCUUCUCUAUCUAAUAAAGAUUAAAAACUAAUUUCUGGCUAUCUCUAUCUAAUAAAGAUUAAAAACUACCAGUCUUAACAUUUCAGGGCUAAUAUGACCUAUGCAAAAUUCUAGGUUUGGCUUAUUGUGAAAGUGCUAAGAGGAAAAGAACUUGUCAGAAAUUAUGUACAAUUCUCAUUACCUUCAAACGGAUCUUUUGCACUGCCUCAGAGUAUAUAUUUUUACAGCAUAAGACUUGGUACUUGUUUUAAUAUAUUUAACAUUCACUACCCCAACUGAAAGUUUGAAACUACUUGCAUAUAAAAUGAAAUUGAAUAAAAUGAGUUUUAAAUUUGC